ACGGUACUGUUCACACACUGAGGGUCAACAAUUAACAGGGAUUUAACUGUUUAGUUUGUAAUAUAAGAACAAAUUUGGAGAUGUCCGAUCAUGUGGAGAUUGAUAGAAAUAGCACCGUGAUUAGGGGUAGUGCUAAAGAUGAUUUCACAGUGAAUUUGUGUGGGAGUUUGUUAAACACUGGUACUACUGAUGCCUGCCAAUGGGCGAAUACAUUGGUAAUUACUGACGCCUACCAGUGGGAGUUGUUAAACACUGGUACCAUUACUGACGCUUACCAGUGGGAGUUUGCUAAACACUGGUACUUCUGUAACCCUGCCAUGGAGUUAAACAUUGGUUACUACUGUGCCCGCCAGUGGGAGGUUUAUAAACACUGGCCAUGACUUAUAGAGACUACUACUGAAUUUUCUUCUGCAUUAACAAUUUGUCAUGAAACAUUUUGUUAUUAAACUGAAUUUGAUUCUAUUUUAACGGUUUAUCAUUGAACGUUUUGUUAUGUUAAACUAUUUAUCAGGCAUGCCAAAGGUUUUACCCAAGGGAUAUUCAUAUUUACUUACUGAGUUAUCUCAUAGUUUUUCCUUGUCCACCAUUUCAGGAAGCGAAGUCAAGGACGAGGAAAAACAAGGGGAGUGACGAGGUAGAAGGCUAGCCAUUCUUAUUGAAUAUAAGUUUUAGAUUUUAUUCUUGAGAUUUUGUGAUUUGAAUAAGUUCCGACCCUUGUGCACUUGUGGGACCCGUUUCACGAGUGCAUGGUGUCUGCCAGGUCCUUGGAUUUGGGUUCUGGGGCGUGACAUGAAAUUUCAGCUAAUAAAAUUACUUUUCAGAA
This is a messenger RNA of Rubroshorea leprosula, 823 nucleotides long. NCBI's taxonomy places the organism in Eukaryota, Viridiplantae, Streptophyta, Magnoliopsida, Malvales, Dipterocarpaceae. The record is from the annotation of a GenBank genome assembly.